Molecule: messenger RNA, 695 nt
Organism: Acromyrmex echinatior (Panamanian leafcutter ant)
Lineage: Eukaryota; Metazoa; Arthropoda; Insecta; Hymenoptera; Formicidae
Gene: lolal
Product: longitudinals lacking protein-like
Biological process (GO): regulation of transcription by RNA polymerase II
Cellular component (GO): nucleus
Molecular function (GO): protein binding
Source: RefSeq, a predicted model, not a curated record
CAGCUACACGCGCCGUUCACGGAAAGUAAGUUUGUGAGCACGAGGCGGUUUCGUUCGUCGUGUGCGUGCAAAAAGAGAGAAUCGGGCGCGCGUGGGUGCGGGACGGUCUUGGCAGAGUUGGCCCUAACCCAUAUAACGUCGCAGCCAGAAUAGAGACCAGGCAGUCGAGCGAAUAGAAGGAUAGGAACGCAGACUGCACAAUCACGCAAGAGUUAUAGGGAAAUUCCAGCAUUCACAAUGGCAGGAGAGCAGCAACAGUUUUUUCUCAAAUGGAAUGACUUCCAAUCAAACAUGGUGUCAUCGUUCAAACAUCUGCGAGAUGAGAAAAGCUUCACGGAUGUGACAUUGGCUUGCGAUGGUCAGACUUGUAAAGCACAUAAAAUGGUCUUGUCCGCCUGUAGUCCUUACUUCAAAUCUUUAUUAGAGGAAAAUCCGUCCAAACAUCCAAUUAUAAUUCUAAAGGACGUUGCGUACAGUCAUCUACAAGCCAUCCUAGAAUUCAUGUAUGCAGGUGAAGUAAAUGUCUCGCAAGAUCAGCUACCAGCAUUUCUCAAAACAGCAGACCGGCUUAAAGUUAAAGGACUAGCUGAAGCUCCCGGUGCCAUUAAGAGAGAAGGUUAAAAAUACACACGUAAAAUAUGGUAUUUGAAAAGUGUGUGGACUGAAAAAAACUGUAAUAAUGUAAAGUGAUUGAG